GACGCCAUGACGUAGAGCCUAGCAACGGCGCAGGCGCCCGGCAGAGUCCGUUAUGGCCGCCGCCGCCCUGGGGAGGAUGAGCCGGGCUGCGCAGGCGAAGCUGCCGCCCGAAUCGGGCCUUCAGGCCGCGGCGGGGCUGGCGCGGCCGCUGGUCCUGGCGCUGCUGCUGGCGUCCGCCGCCAUCUCCAGCGUUGUGUCGACUGAUGGUUCAUCAAGCCAAACUGUACUCAACUCAGAUGUUUCUACCCCAAACACAAAUGCUGUAACACAUGAAAACCAAACGAAACCUUCUGUGUCCCAAGUUAGUACCACUCGCCCCCCCACAACUGGUACAGAGAAAAGUGGAGGAGCAUCUGUGGCCCCUCGUCCCUCACCUACUACUUCUCUGUCCCAAGAGGAAGCCGAUAACAACGAAGAUCCCAGCAUAGAGGAGGAGGAUCUUCUCACGCUGAAUAGUUCUCCGUCCACAGCCAAAGACACUCUGGACAACGGAGACUAUGGAGAACCAGACUAUGACUGGACCACCAGCCCCAGGGAGGACGAGUCUGAUGACACCUUGGAAGAAAACAGAGGUUACAUGGAAAUUGAACAGUCAGUGAAAUCUUUUAAGACCCCAUCUUCAAAUAUGGAAGAGGAAGAUAGCCAUUUCUUUUUUCAUCUUAUUAUUUUUGCUUUUUGUAUUGCUGUUGUUUACAUUACAUAUCACAACAAAAGGAAGAUUUUCCUUCUGGUUCAAAGCAGGAAAUGGCGUGAUGGCCUUUGUUCCAAAACAGUGGAGUAUCGUCGUCUGGAUCAGAAUGUUAAUGAGGCGAUGCCUUCUCUGAAGAUCACCAAUGAUUAUAUUUUUUAAAGCACUGUGAUUUGAGUUUGCUUAUUAUGUAAUUUUAUUUGCUUGACUUUUUAUAUGAUAUUGUGCAGAUGUUUGCCAUAGGCAGUUGGUACUUAAAUGAGAGGUGGGUCUCUCUUUUGCCUUGGUGCUUUGGAAAUUCAAUGUCACAAACAAGGAGUAUAUAAUUUUUUACCUGUACUUUUAGAGCUGGAUUUAAUCAGGUGUCCAAAAUGUGAGUUAAACAUUACCUUAUAUUUACACUGUUAGUUUUUAUUGUUUUAGUUAUUAUACUUCUUAUGGAAUUAUUAGUGAUGCUACUUUUGAAAGAUUCCAAACUUGUAACUAAAUUCUAACAUAUCUGGUACUGCUGACUCAGAUUCACUCUCUGCCAUCCAAAUACUAUUUUUUAAGCACAUAUUUCUCUGUGGUCCCAAACUGUAAUGUACAAGCGUAUGUGUUGAUAAUGCUUUGCAUUUCAGUAAUAUAUUUUUCUUCCAAGAAAACGGCUUUGGAUAUUUUUAGAUAAUUUAAACAUAAUUUAAGAUAUGAUAUUGCACAAUCUGACCACAGUCUUAGGUAAUCCAUUAAAUAUGUCUAGAAAUUCUGGCAAUAGAGACUGCCGUUUGCUGUGGACAUAGAUAAAAUGUUACAGGGAUACCAUUUUUUGGUCUGAAUUACUAAAUUAAGUUUAGAGGUAGAAACUGUGGUAAAAUAUGAAACACAUGUACAGUUACUUUCAGUUAGCAAUUGAUUGUAGCAUGGGUUCCUCCAAGGUUUCAAGCAAUGGGCAGAGUUUAAAACUGUAUCAGAUUUGUUCACUUUAUUAUUUUAUAGUAGCUUUGAAUAAAUCUGAGGGUCAUUAUCACUUAAAUAAUAUUGUAUGUAGGUCUUUCAAAUUAAAAUUAAAAUUUCAUUCAGAAAUGAAUGAAAUUGUUUGUACACAUAAAUGAAUGAAGUUGUUUGUAUACAUAAAGGAUAUAUGUGUACAAUGACCUUUUUCCCCCCUGAACUUGUUUUAUUUUCUUAGUUUUUUUUUUUUUUUAUAGAACUGGAAAUUAUUUACUUUUUUCAUUUUUUUCUGUAUUUUGUCAUAAAGAAUUGAUCAGUAUGUAAAUAUGUGAUUUGCACCAUGGUUGACUUACAAGUGUCACUAUAACUUUUUAGAAAACAUAACCCCUAACAUAUGUUAAUCAAGGCCCAGGUGAGCCAGUGGCUUGUGUUUUGUGUAGAGAUGGGACAAGAAGGCCGUCCAUCCUGUCUCUCAGGUGGACAGCGUACUUUCCUGAUAAGGAAGGGAAGCACAGUGGAAGUACACCUGAACUGUUUUAUUGCAGUAAUUUUUUUCAUAUCUGAAAUUGUAUUAUUUAAUAUUUUGAAUAAGGUUUUAAAGAAUAAAUGGGAAAGAUACAAA
This is a messenger RNA of Lemur catta (Ring-tailed lemur), 2240 nucleotides long. RefSeq names its product chromosome 5 C5orf15 homolog (gene C5H5orf15). The record is from RefSeq and is a predicted model, not a curated record. Lineage: Eukaryota; Metazoa; Chordata; Mammalia; Primates; Lemuridae. The transcript is spliced from 3 exons. Bases 53 to 850 code for a protein of 265 amino acids.